AUGUAUAUGCACGUUUUGAUACGCGCAAGCUUUGGAUUUGUAGGUCUCUGCCUGGUCGCCUUUGUCCAGCAGUCAGCUUCAGGAAGUAAAACCACUCAAGAUGUGGACGAGUGUGCAGAGGCUCUUGACAACUGCAGCAUCGAUGCCAUCUGCCAGAACACCCUGAAGUCAUACAAAUGUAUCUGCAAGUCAGGCUAUAAAGGGGAUGGCAAACAGUGUGAAGAUGUGGAUGAGUGUGCAACUGAAUACAAUGGUGGCUGUGUCCACGAGUGCAUCAACAUCCCAGGAAAUUACAGGUGCACAUGCUAUGAUGGCUUCCGCUUGGCACACGAUGGGCACAACUGUCUAGAUGUGGAUGAAUGCUCCGAAGGCAACGGUGGAUGCCAACAGAUUUGUGUCAACAUGAUGGGCAGCUAUGAAUGUCGCUGCAGAGAAGGUUUCCUCCUGAGUGACAACCAGCACACCUGUAUCCAAAGACCUAAAGUGCGACCAGAAGGUGCAAAGGAGGGACCCACCUGCAUGGACAAGAAUCACGGCUGUGCACACAUCUGUAGGGAAACACAGAAGGGUGGCAUCUCCUGUGAGUGUCGACCUGGAUUCCAGCUCACCCGUAACAUGAAGGACUGCAAAUUGACAUGUAACUACGGGAAUGGGGGCUGCCAGCACAUCUGCGAAGAGACAGACCAUGGCCCCAAGUGUUCAUGCCACAUGAAGUUUGUCCUGCACAGCGAUGGAAAGACUUGUGUAGGGGAGAGGAGUGUCCAGUCCCCGCCAGCCCCACAGCUGUUCCCCAAUGAGACCUGUGCAGUGAACAAUGGUGGCUGUGAUAGCACAUGUCAUGAUUCAGUGACAGGAGUCCGCUGCAGCUGUCCCGUUGGCUUCACUCUACAGCCAGACCGCAAGACCUGCAAAGAUAUUGACGAAUGCCGUCUCAACAAUGGAGGGUGUGAUCAUGUGUGUCGAAACACAGUGGGCAGCUUUGAGUGCAGCUGCAAGAAAGGCUACAAGCUGCUGACCAAUGAGAGAACUUGUCAAGACAUUGAUGAAUGCUCUUUCGACCGCGCCUGUGACCAUUUUUGUGUCAACUCUGCUGGCAGUUUCCAGUGCCUCUGUCACAAAGGCUACGUCCUCUACGGCCUGGCACACUGCGGAGAUAUUGAUGAAUGCAGUAUAAAUCGAGGUGGAUGUAAAUAUGGCUGCAUUAACACGCUUGGGAGCUACGAGUGUACCUGUCCACCAGGACACAAGUUGCACUGGAACAGGAAAGACUGUAUUGAGCUGGUGAAAUGUCCUCCUGGACUAGUAGCACCAAAAGCUACUCUGACCUGCAGCAAGACAGGCAAGAAAGAGAGCUGCUCUCUUACAUGUGCCUCUAAGGCUCACUAUCUGGCAGAGUCUGACAACAGCUACUCCGUGAGCUGUGGUAUCCCCAUUCUCAGAGGGAAGUCUGCUGCAAGGCUCAACUCCAGUAGCAGUCAGAGCUGCAUAGAGACUUUGGCCCCUCCAGUGAAGCAGACAGCUUCUUUCAAGAUUAAAAACGCCAAAUGUCACUUGCAUCCUAAACUGACAGGCAGGACGGAGGACAGGGGACGGACACUAGGACCAGGAGGUGGGCAGCCCUGCAGUAACUGCCUGGUGACAUUUGUCAACCUCAAAUGCGACUCCUCCAAGAAAGCUAAAGGGCGGCGUGCUCGCAACCCCUCUAACAAAGAGGUAACACGGAUUACUUUGGAGCUGGAAGCUGAGGUCAAACCUGGAGACACUACAGGAAGUUGCAAUCUCAGCUGCCUAAGACAGCGUAUGGAGAAGCAGGUUAAGACAUAUAUCAAGGCUCUGAAGAAGUCCAUCAACCAGGAGCGCUUCCUGAUUCGAGUUGCUGGUUUGGAAUAUGAGGUCGCUCAAAAACUACCUCAGGCUGCUCCCUCUCAGGAGAAUUGUGGCCCAGGCUGGGAAAGGGACAGUGGCCGAUGUGUCAGAUGCUUGCCAGGGUCUUACUACCAUGGUGAGCAGGAGCGCUGCGUCCAGUGUCCGCCUGGCACUUUCCAGGAAAGGGAGGGGCAGCUGGCCUGUGACCUCUGCCCUGGCAGCGAUGGCCACGGGCCUGUCGGGGCACGAAACAUCUCCUCAUGUGCAGGUCAGUGUCACACAGGGUUCUUCUCCAGUGAUGGGUUCAAACCCUGUCAACCAUGCCCUCAGGGCACCUACCAGCCAGAUUUGGGACGAACGUUGUGCUUCCCCUGUGGUGGAGGACUGAGCACCAAGCGAGAGGGUGCAAGCUCCUUCCAUGACUGUGAAGUCAAAGUUCAGUGCUCUCCAGGUCAUUACUACAACACCACAGUACAUCGGUGUAUCCGCUGCCCUGUGGGGACCUAUCAGACAGAAUUUAGACAGAACUACUGUAUUUCUUGUCCUGGAAACACCACCACUGAUUUUGAUGGUGCCACUAGUGUCUCUCAGUGCAAGAACAGGCAAUGUGGUGGAGAGAUGGGUGAGUUCAUGGGUUACAUUGAGUCACCAAACUAUCCUGGUAAUUACCCUGCUAACGUGGAGUGUAUUUGGAACAUCAACCCACCCAGCAAGCGCAAGAUCCUAAUUGUGGUGCCAGAAAUUUUCCUGCCAUCAGAGGACGAGUGUGGAGAUGUGCUGGUUAUGAGGAAGAACUGGUCUGCCACAUCCAUCACCACCUACGAGACAUGUCAGACAUACGAGCGGCCCAUCGCCUUCACAGCUCGCUCCAGGCGUCUCUGGAUUAACUUUAAGUCCAAUGAGGCCAACAGUGCUAGGGGCUUUCAGAUCCCCUAUGUCACUUAUGAUGAGGACUAUGAACAGCUUGUAGAGGACAUAGUACGGGAUGGAAGGCUCUAUGCUUCAGAAAACCAUCAAGAAAUCCUCAAGGAUAAAAAAUUGAUUAAGACUCUUUUUGACGUGCUGGCUCACCCAAACAACUACUUUAAGUACACCACUCGGGAGUCCAACGAGAUGCUUCCUCGCUCCUUCAUCCGUCUCAUAAGCAGCAAAGUCUCCGCUUUCCUGCGACCAUACAAGUAAACGUCACACAGCUGCUGAAGUACCGGAUCGUGACCCUUCCCCCAACCCCCCCUUCUACCUUACAGGCUACAUCCCGCAUCUCUCACAGGACUUAAAAACACAAGACAUACGAGUAUGUUUACCCCUCUCUAAUUUUCCA
Messenger RNA from Scomber japonicus (chub mackerel), 3187 nucleotides. RefSeq names its product signal peptide, CUB domain, EGF-like 3 (gene scube3). Gene Ontology annotation, molecular function: calcium ion binding. NCBI's taxonomy places the organism in Eukaryota, Metazoa, Chordata, Actinopteri, Scombriformes, Scombridae. Gene Ontology annotation, cellular component: cell surface. The record is from RefSeq and is a predicted model, not a curated record. The coding region runs from base 1 to 3048 and encodes 1015 amino acids. Gene Ontology annotation, biological process: signal transduction. The transcript is spliced from 23 exons.